Molecule: messenger RNA, 639 nt
Organism: Cordyceps fumosorosea ARSEF 2679
Lineage: Eukaryota; Fungi; Ascomycota; Sordariomycetes; Hypocreales; Cordycipitaceae
Product: glutamyl-tRNA synthetase
Exons: 2
Coding region: 1-639 (212 amino acids)
Source: RefSeq, a predicted model, not a curated record
AUGUCCUCUUCGCUUCCACAAUUGCCCGCCGAGUUUGUGCAGGCCAUCGAGCUCAUUGACCUUGCACAUGCACAAGAUGAGCGCGAGGCCAAGAAUACCGGCGACGAAAAGGCUCCAUUUGAGCUGCACUACGCGCGAAAAAUGACUUCAUGGCUGGCCGUCCGCUGUCCAGAAGCGUCGCCCAUUUUGCAAGUCGCAUGUCGUGCGCAACACUUUCGACGCUGGGAGAUUCCACGGGACUCGUUCCCCAUGACUCGUCCGGGGUACCUGACCUGGCGCGCAAAGCAAAAGGCGCAAGCCGCCUCCCACGUCGCGGAGCUCCUCGGCUCCCCCUCCAUUGUGCCCGCCAUCCCCGAGGCGGACCGCGCGCGCGUCGCCGCGCUCAUCCGCAAGGAGCGCCUCGAUGCGGACCCCGAGGCACAGGCGCUUGAGGACGUGGCCUGCCUCGUCUUCCUCGACGACCAGUUCGACGACUUUGAGCGCCGCGAGGACGUCGACGAGGCCAAGAUGGUCGGCAUCCUGCGCAAGACCUGGGGCAAGAUGAGCCCCCGCGGCAGGGAGAUUGCGCUGGGCAUGAACCUGAGCGACAGGGCCAAGACACUGAUUGGGAAGGCGUUGGCGGGCGAGGAGGGUUCUUGA